UUCACUCUUCCCCCACUGACCUUAAUUAGCUGCUGCCACCUCCAUCAUCAUCUUCUUCUUCUUGAUCAGACAAUAAUAAUGAAGAUCCAGUGCGACGUCUGCAACAAAGACGAAGCUUCUUUCUUCUGCAUCGCAGACGAUGCCGCCCUGUGCCCGGCUUGUGACCGCAGAGUCCACCACGCCAACAAACUCGCCGGGAAACACCGCCGGUUCUCCCUCCUCCACCCGCCCCAAUCCCCUCUCUGCGACAUCUGCAAGGAGAAAAGAGGAUUCUUGUUCUGCCAGCAGGACAGGGCGAUUCUGUGCACAGAUUGCGACGAUUCUGUACACAGAUCGAACGAGCACACCAAGAAACACGACAGGUUUCUUCUCUCCGGAGUCAAGAUCUCCGCCGCCUCCCAUCUCUUCUGCUCUCCUCCGCCCUCCAAGUCCCAAAUAUCCUCCAACAAGGCGGCGGCGGCGGCGGUUUCACCUUCCCCUGUUUCCCGCAUCCACCAUACAGUGGCAAAACCCGCAGAACCCAACUGCCAUGGUUUUACGGGCAGCAGCAGCAGUUUAUCUGAGUAUUUGGAGACCCUGCCCGGUUACGGCGUCGAAGAGCUUCUUGAUUCAUCUUCUCCAUAUUCAAUCUGCCCAUCUAAGAUGGGUGAUAAUGAUGGGCUGAUGAUGUUGCCAUUUUGGGAUGGGGAUAUUGAGAGAAGCAUCUGCACAGAGAAGGAGGGGAUUUGGGGGGUCCCACAGUCAUCAUCAUCAUCUCUUCCAUUUGGUGGUUUUGCAGCAGCAGCAGCAGCUCAAAAUGGGUUGACCAUGAAGUGGACAGAUGACAACUCUUUUGCAGUUCCACAGAUGAGUCCAUCUUCAACUUCUUCUUUCAAGAGACCCAGACAUCAUUUUUGGUAGUCAAGAAGAAAAAACAUUUACAUUAUCUUUGGCUAAAGGAGAUUCAAAGAGAAAAAAAAAGAGUAAAAAGAAAAAUAGUUUUCUUUG
Cuscuta campestris is the source of this 987-nucleotide messenger RNA. NCBI's taxonomy places the organism in Eukaryota, Viridiplantae, Streptophyta, Magnoliopsida, Solanales, Convolvulaceae. The record is from the annotation of a GenBank genome assembly.